CAAAGCCAAGAAGACUGAACCAAACCAACCACCUAAUAUGAAGGUCUUAAGAACGUGUUUGAGAGUCCAGGCUGGCCGCUUCUACAGCAAGGCUGUGGAAGCUGGAUCUCAACCACUCUUUCUCAAUCCCCAUGAAUGGAAAGGACUUCCAGCAGACCAGAUCUUUGAAUUGCAUAACCUUAGAAAGGAAUAUUUAGGUGACAAAUACAACCCCAGCGAUGAAGAGAGAAAUGCCAUUUUGUCCACUAUUACUGCUUUGGCUAAAAAUACGCCUGAAUUGGACUACACUUAUGAAAUUGACAAUUUCCAGGAAAGAUUCAUGAACAACACUCCUAUGAAUAAAAGAGGUUUGCCUCAAAAGAGGAGCAACACCUAUGUGAUAGAAAAGGGUGAAACUCCUCAUCAGAAAAGAAGAAUCGAACAGUUGGCGAGAGUGAGUGCCUACGAAAUGCCAUUGUUGGCUAAGUUCCGUCAAAGUUAUGAGCCCAAACCAGCCUCUGAGACACCUCUUAAAUUAACAUACAACACCGAUUUCAGCAACGAGUCUAACAAGUUCAACAGACAAGUCACUUUAAAUGUCAACAUAAAUGACUUGGGUCUUUCAGACAAGCAGCAGCACAAGUUCAUCUUGUUGGCUGGGAACAAGUACAACUUUGACACGACCACGUUGAGAUUGAAAACAGACCAGUUCUCAGAAGCUGCCCAAAAUGCCCGUUGGUUAGUUGACACCUUCAACAAGUUGUUGGCAGAAGCUAAGGACUUGUCUAAAGAAGACUUUGCUGAUAUCCCAUUGGACAGACGUCACAUGAAGCUUUUGAAGACAAAAUACGAGCCACAGUUCCCAGAAGCGUGGAAAAGACCCCAAGAUGCUCCAGUUGUCAAACACAACGUAGUAAACAGAUUGGUAGAGCUAGUCAAGGAGAAGAAGGAUGACCAAUAUGUUUCCGGCUUGAGUCCAUAGUGUUUAUAAGUUAUACGAUUCCUGUACAUAUACGAAUUAUAAG
Molecule: messenger RNA, 1004 nt
Organism: Scheffersomyces stipitis CBS 6054
Lineage: Eukaryota; Fungi; Ascomycota; Pichiomycetes; Serinales; Debaryomycetaceae
Gene: RSM24
Product: mitochondrial 37S ribosomal protein mS35
Exons: 1
Coding region: 38-961 (307 amino acids)
Biological process (GO): mitochondrial translation
Cellular component (GO): mitochondrial small ribosomal subunit
Molecular function (GO): structural constituent of ribosome
Source: RefSeq, a predicted model, not a curated record